This is a messenger RNA of Durusdinium trenchii, 1686 nucleotides long. The record is from the annotation of a GenBank genome assembly. NCBI's taxonomy places the organism in Eukaryota, Dinophyceae, Suessiales, Symbiodiniaceae.
AUGCCCUCACUCACGAAGCCGCUCCCGCCUCUGCCAGAAGUCACCGAAGCCACCCAGCCCAAGCCACAGGCUGCUGCACCAGCCGAGCCACCCAAAGAGGAGCCCCAACGGGUUAUGGCGUUGCUGCCGCCCUCUCUUCCACCAGCGCCAGCACCAACCCCUCCGGAGAAGGUACAGAAAGCACCAGCACCAACUCCUCCGGUGAAGGUAGAGGAAGCACCGGCACCAUCUCCUUCUGUGACAGCAGAGGAAACAGAACCUGAACGCGCUGCUCCAGAGGUACAAAGCAAGCCAAGUGUGGCGCCACUUCCACCAGUGCCUCAAGAAGCACAAGAAUCAUCUAAUUCAUCAGAUGAUUCCCCUGACGUGGCCAAAGGGGGUCUCUUGGUGCGCGACGGGCGUGAGUUGACGUCAGCCGAAAAGGCAGAGAGACUUGCGAAGCAAUCGAUUGUUGAGGAAGUGGAGAUUGCAGGGCCGCGCUUGUGCUACAGGAUAUGCAGAGGAACGGGGCCAGAAACGGGAUGGGUCAGCAUGAAGCUCAAAGACAAGCAUUUGCUGGUUCCUGCAGACACACGAGAAACUGGGAAGAGGUUCAGUGCAGAGACACCAUUGCCCGAACUGCUUUGUGUUCAGCCUAGUGUAAAGCAUGGCACUGAAAGAGGUGCCCUUGCAACACUGGACGAAUUGGAGCAAAAGGCCUGGGCACAAGUCAAAGAAACCAACAGCUCAAUGAACAGUGGGAAAGAAGCACUCGAAGACAAAAUGGUCCGCUUCAAGAGCACAGUUCAAGACCUCCUCCACGUGGCAUGGAAGCGUGAGAACCGCAAGCGCGUGGUCUUGUUUCUUGCGAAGCUGCUCGAGUUCUGCAGCAAGAACAAUUGGACUCGUGCAGCUCAAAUUCUUUGUCACCAGUUGUGCUUAGUAUCCUGGGCUUCAUCAAUGGUAGAUGUGGAGUAUUACCCCUUCCGAGAUGAUGCUGAAACCAAUCCCAUGGUGUUGCUGUGUGGCUUUGGUGGAUCCCACCUGGAUGAUUUGCAGCCAGCCAUCGAGCAAUGGACGAAGCGUGGUGCAGCAGUGCUGGCCUUUGGGCCAGCUCUUGUUGGAAGGGAAGACAUGUUGGAGCGAAUAUACGAAAAGCUGAUGGAGGUCCUGGGUGGUCAUCCUGUGAUCCUCCAUUUCUUUAGUGACGGUGGAUUUGGAAUGGCACGCUCCUUGUUGGGAAUGUGGAAUGAAAGCUGGCAGCAUGGCCAAACACGUCAAUCACCCGCUGAGACGAUCAAGUGCAUCAUCUCCGACGGAGCUGGUCUUUUGCCUCACGAGACCACUUACAUCGAAGACAUCCAAGGUGGGAAGGGUGAGCCGACCACGACCACCAACACGGCCUUGGCAUUCUUCACUGGUUGUGGAUUAAACAUGUUGAUGACCUUUGGUGCCUGCCAGGCCUUCCACGAGGAGCUAGGAGACAAGGUUGUUCCUCUCGAGCGCUCCUUGCUGCUCGAAAGCUGGCUUCGCAAUCUUCCAACGCGUCAAUCCCUCCAAGAGGGGAAGGAAAGGGAUGAAACUCGUUUAUACACACUGAUUCUGGAAAAGGCCCUGCAUUGCAGAGCUAUGGCCACUCAUGCCGAAGAGUAUUGGGAAGCAGUCGACAACUUGCUAGCAGCAGGUGGGGUAUCAUGCUCAGGGUAA